Messenger RNA from Striga asiatica, 864 nucleotides. The record is from the annotation of a GenBank genome assembly. Lineage: Eukaryota; Viridiplantae; Streptophyta; Magnoliopsida; Lamiales; Orobanchaceae.
AUGGUGUUGACGGCCACCGGACCCAGCUCGCAGGCGACCAAAUCCGGCACCGACCAACACAGCUUCCACGGCCACCAACCCGACGACGGCCAAAUCAGCCAAUUUGCAGGCGGCGCUUUCCAGAUAUCUCUAUUCCUACGUCAACAGCCUCCGAUUCGACGGCCAAUUCGUGUCCUCCUCCACGAGCCAGAGCCCACGGCCACCGGAGAUAUUCACCUUCUCGCUGAGGACGAUUUGGAAGGGCUGGCGGCAGCAAUCCCAGCACCGCCACCACUGUCAACUGCCCUUGUCUCAAACCCACUCAGCCCGCCCGUCGAGCGCCACGUUCCGGUGAGUUGCAGAGGAAUAGUAGAGGGAUGGCGACCUGAACGGGAUGAGCUCGCCGGCGAUUUGAAUGGGAGAAAGGAAGCGGCGGCCGGAAAUGCUAUUAGGGCUGAGGAAUUGCAUCAGGCCGCGAGGCCCGCCGCAGGCAGCCUCGGAAUAGGCGGAGGUGGCGGAUGUGGAGGCGGAGAAAUCUGUAAAUCGUCGGUCUUCUUCCAACGAUCAUCGGGCUCUGUGGACGGAAUAAAGACGUCUGAGGCAGAGGUGAGGAGUUCGCCGGGAAAAAGUUCACGAGAUGCUGGUUCGCGGUGGCGAUGGAGGAGGAGGGUGGCGGCGAUCUGUUCUGAACAGAAAUUCGCAAAGAGGCGUUGGGGAUGGUCGGAGAUGGUAGCUGGCGUCGAUCGUAAAGGGGUGAGGGGUGAUCGGAUUUAUCUGACGAAAAAGAGAAACGAGAAGAUUUUCUCUUCUCUGCCGACGAGAGAUCGAAGGACGAUGAUGAGGGAUUUCAGAUUUGCUAGAGAACAAGAAAAAGGUUGCGGCUGA